UCUCCAGCCAUUCCCCCUUUCAUUAAUAACACUGCUGGAUUCCUCAGCCCCUCAUCAUCAGGGGGGACACCCUGGAAGAGAAGCCGCCGAGCAGGGACUGCAUGCCCCCCUUACCUGGCGCCCCCAGCAGCUGCAGCCGCCCCCUCCCCCCUGCACUGUGUCCUUCUCAAUCAUUGCGGGCGAUCUGAUCUCCCUCCUGGCUGCCGGAGACUAGAUAGAAGCGGUGGAGGUGGGAGGCUGGCAGGCUGAGACAUAGCACCCCCUCCCCUCCAUCUCCGGAGCCCCCCGCCAGUGCCUGGCCCCCACAAUGCCGCCUCUCAGGACAGAUGUGCCAGUGGUUGUCGUCCUGGGAUUGCUGUGCUGUGCCCUGCACGUCCAUGCCACCUCUGUCAGCGAUGCUCCAAAAACCUGUAGCCCUAAACAUUUUGCCUGCAAGGACCAGGUAACGUGCAUAUCUAAAGGUUGGAGGUGUGAUGGCGAGAAGGAUUGUCCUGAUGGAUCUGAUGAGGCUCCUGAAAUAUGUCCACAGAGCAAGAUUUCAAAAUGUCAACCCAAUGAGCAUAACUGUUUGGGCACAGAAAUCUGUAUGCCUAUGAUUAAGCUAUGUGAUGCUAAUCCAGACUGUCCAGACCGCUCAGAUGAAGGAGCUUUCUGUAGGGAAUAUGCUCACAACUGCACCAUAUCAGGAUGUCAGCAUCACUGCGCACGUACCACGCACGGACCCGUAUGCUACUGUAACACCUCAUUCCAGCUUGCUGAGGAUGGCAAGUCCUGCAAAGACUUUGAUGAGUGCACGCUUUAUGGGACUUGCAGUCAGACGUGCCAGAACACUGAAGGGUCUUACAUUUGUGGGUGUGUGGAGGGCUAUCUCUUACAGCCUGACAAUAAAUCCUGCAAAGCAAAGAACCAGCCAGUCGAAAGGCCCACAGUGUUGCUUAUUGCCAGCACACAGAAUAUCCUGGCCACAUACUUGAAUGGAGCACCGGUACAAGGUAUCCACCCAACCAGCACUAAGCAAACUACAGCAAUGGAUUUUAAUUAUGCUGAGGAGACUGUAUGCUGGAUCAACAUGGGGGACAGCCCAUCUCAAACUACAUUAAACUGCGCCAAGAUUCCAAACCUGAAGGGAUUUACAGAGGAACGCAUCAUCAACAUUUCACUAAGUCUUCACCAUGUAGAACAGAUGGCCAUAGACUGGCUAACGGGCAACUUCUACUUUGUUGAUGACAUCGAUGACCGAAUCUUUGUCUGCAAUAGAAAUGGUGACACCUGCGUCACCCUUCUUGAUCGGGAGCUGUAUAAUCCUAAGGGUAUUGCACUGGAUCCAACCGUAGGGAAGGUAUUUUUUACGGAUUAUGGGCAGAUCCCAAAAGUAGAGAGGUGCGAUAUGGAUGGCCACAACAGAACAAAGCUGGUGGACAGCAAGAUAGUCUUCCCACAUGGGAUCACCUUAGAUCUGGUGAAUCGUUUGGUGUACUGGGCAGACGCCUACCUGGACUAUAUCGAAGUGGUGGACUACGAAGGCAAGAACAGGCACACCAUCAUUCAGGGACUAUUGAUUGAACAUUUAUAUGGCCUUACCGUUUUUGAGAACUAUUUAUAUGCCACAAAUACAGACCACGCCAAUGCUCAACAAAAAACUAGCGUCAUUCGCGUAAACAGAUUCAACAGUUCAGAGCACCAGGUAGUGACCAGGGUGGACAAAGGUGGCGCUCUUCACAUUUACCACCAACGCAGACAGCCAACUGUACGGAGCCACGCCUGUGAACUGGAUCAGUAUAAGAAGCCCGGAGGAUGCUCAGAUAUUUGUCUUCUUGGCAGCAAUCACAAGACCAGAACAUGUCGGUGCCGCUCAGGGUUCAGCCUUGGCAGUGAUGGCAAGUCAUGCAAAAAGCCAGAACACGAACUCUUCUUGGUUUACGGUAGAGGACGCCCAGGCAUCAUCAGAGGGAUGGAUAUGGGAGCCAAUAUUCCAGAUGAACACAUGAUUCCUAUUGAGAACUUAAUGAACCCCCGAGCCCUGGACUUUCACGCAGAGUAUGGCUUCAUGUACUUUGCCGACACCACAAGCUUUUUGAUUGGAAGGCAGAAGAUUGAUGGAACUGGUCGUGAAAACAUUCUCCAAGAAGGUAUCCACAACGUAGAAGGUGUUGCUGUAGAUUGGAUGGGUAACAAUCUGUACUGGACAGAUGAUGGCCCAAAGAAGACCAUUAGUGUGGCUCGCUUAGAGAAGGCAUCUCAAACCAGAAAAACUAUAGUAGAGGGCAGAAUGACUCACCCAAGAGCCAUUGUGGUGGAUCCUCUGAAUGGUUGGAUGUACUGGACUGAUUGGGAAGAAGAUCCUAAAGAUAGCAAGCGUGGAAAGAUCGAAAGAGCGUGGAUGGAUGGCUCUAACCGGAACGUCUUUGUUACAUCUAAAGCUGUUCUCUGGCCUAAUGGACUGAGCAUAGACAUUCCAAGAAAAAUGUUAUACUGGGUAGAUGCCUUUUAUGACCGUAUUGAAAUGGUAUACCUCAAUGGCACUGGUCGCAAGGCUGUAUAUGAAGGUCCAGAGUUGAAUCACGCUUUUGGUCUUUGCCACUAUAGUAACUAUCUGUUCUGGACAGAGUACAGAAGUGGUAGCAUUUACCGGUUAGAUCAAGCCUCCAAAACAGUCACCCUACUUAGGAACGAGAGACCACCAAUCUUUGAGAUCCGAAUGUAUGAUGCUCAACAGCAGCAAGUGGGCUCCAAUGCUUGCCGCGUAAAUAAUGGUGGGUGUAGUAGCCUUUGCCUGGCAGUGCCUGGGGGAAGACAGUGUGCCUGUGCCGAGGACCAGAUUCUGGAUGAUGACAAUGUCACCUGUAAAGCCAAUCCAUUAUACAUCCCCCCUCCCCAAUGUCAGCCUGGGGAGUUUGCCUGCAAGAACAGUCGCUGUAUCCAGGAACGCUGGAAGUGUGAUGGAGACAAUGACUGUCUAGAUAACAGUGAUGAGGCUCCUGAUCUAUGCCAUCAGCACACGUGUCCAUCUGAUCGAUUCAAAUGUGAGAAUAACAGAUGCAUCCCCAACCGCUGGCUGUGCGACGGCGACAACGACUGUGGCAAUGGAGAAGAUGAAUCUAACUCUACAUGCUCAGCUCGCACAUGCCCUCCUAACCAGUUCUCCUGUGCAAGUGGUCGUUGUAUCCCAACAUCUUGGACUUGUGAUUUGGAUGAUGAUUGUGGUGACCGUUCCGAUGAAUCCUCUACAUGUGCCUAUCCGACCUGUUUCCCUCUUACACAAUUCACCUGUACCAAUGGCCGUUGUAUCAACAUAAACUGGCGCUGCGACAAUGACAAUGACUGUGGAGAUAACAGUGAUGAGGACGGCUGCAGUCACUCCUGUUCUAGCACCCAGUUCAAAUGUAAUAGUGGCCGCUGCAUUCCAGAGCACUGGACAUGUGACGGGGACAAUGACUGUGGGGACUACAGCGAUGAGACCCAUGCCAACUGCACGAAUCAAGCCACUCGACCCCCUGGUGGUUGCCAUACAGAUGAGUUCCAGUGCCGUUUGGAUGGCCUUUGCAUUCCUAGCCGCUGGCGCUGUGAUGGAGACACGGAUUGUAUGGAUACAAGUGAUGAGAAGAACUGCGAUGGCGUGACACAUGCAUGUGACCCCAAUGUCAAGUUUGGCUGCAGGGAUUCUGCAAGGUGCAUCAGUAAAGCCUGGGUGUGUGAUGGAGAUACUGACUGUGAGGAUCAUUCCGAUGAAGAGAACUGUGAUAUGCUCGUGUGUAAGCCGCCAUCUCACACAUGUGCACAUAAUACUUCCAUCUGUCUACCGCCUAAGAAGCUGUGUGAUGGCAUCAAUGACUGUGGCGAUGACUCUGAUGAGGGAGAACUUUGUGAUCAAUGCUCAUUGAACAAUGGUGGAUGUAGUCACAAUUGUACUGUGGCCCCUGGAGAAGGUAUUGUGUGUUCCUGUCCAUUGGGAAUGGAAACCGGUCCUGAUAACAAGACAUGUCAGAUCCAGAAUAACUGUCCCAAGCAUCUUGCCUGCAGCCAGAGGUGUGAGCAGGAGAAGUUUACCGUCAAGUGCUCAUGUUACGAUGGCUGGAUCCUGGAACCUGACCAAGACACCUGCAAAAGCUUAGAUCCCUUUAAACCAUUCAUCAUAUUUUCAAACCGCCAUGAAAUCCGUCGGAUAGAUCUGAAUAAGGGGGAUUACAGCGUCCUUGUGCCAGGAUUGAGAAACACCAUUGCCCUUGAUUUCCACCUGAACCAGAGCACCCUCUACUGGACGGAUGUGGUGGAGGACAAGAUAUAUCGCGGGAAGUUAUCAGAAAGUGGGGCCCUUACCAGCUUUGAGGUUAUCAUCCAGUAUGGCCUGGCAACACCUGAAGGCUUGGCUGUAGAUUGGAUCGCUGGAAAUAUCUACUGGGUAGAGAGCAACUUGGAUCAAAUUGAAGUGGCCAAAUUAGAUGGUACAAUGAGGACAACCCUUCUGGCGGGAGACAUUGAACAUCCUCGCGCUAUUGCCUUAGAUCCUCGCAAUGGAAUCCUCUUCUGGACAGACUGGGAUUCUAGUAUGCCACGUAUAGAAGCAGCUUCUAUGAGCGGAGAGGGACGCCGGGUUAUUCAUAAGGAGACCGGAUCGGGAGGAUGGCCAAAUGGUCUUACUGUAGACUACCUGGAGGAGCGCAUUCUUUGGAUUGAUGCCAGAUCAGAUGCAAUUUACUCGGCAAAGUAUGAUGGUUCAGGGCACAUUGAAGUACUGAAGGGCCAUGAAUACUUAUCUCAUCCUUUUGCCGUCACACUAUAUGGUGGGGAAGUAUACUGGACAGACUGGAGGACAAACACCUUGGCAAAGGCAAAUAAAUGGACUGGUCACAAUGUGACCAUUGUACAACGUACCAACACUCAACCCUUUGACCUGCAGGUUUAUCACCCCUCACGCCAACCCCUAGUUCCAAAUCCAUGUGCAGCCAAUGAUGGAAAAGGACCCUGCAGUCACUUGUGCCUUAUUAACUACAACCAGACGUUCUCCUGCGCGUGCCCUCACCUCAUGAAGCUGUCUCCAGACAAAAAGACUUGUAUGGAAUCCAGAAGAUUCCUGUUGUAUGCUCGCCAGAUGGAAAUCCGUGGAGUUGACAUUGACAACCCUUAUUACAACUACAUCAUCUCUUUCACCGUCCCGGAUAUCGACAAUGUCACCGUAGUAGAUUAUGAUGCCUUAGAGCAACGCAUUUACUGGUCAGAUGUCCGAACACAAACCAUCAAGAGAGCGUUCAUCAAUGGCACCGGAGUGGAGACUGUUGUAUCUGCCGACUUACCAAAUGCUCAAGGAUUGGCUGUGGACUGGGUGUCUAGGAACCUCUAUUGGACAAGUUAUGAUGCUAAUAAGAAGCAGAUCAAUGUGGCUCGCUUAGAUGGGUCCUUCAAAAAUGCUGUCAUCCAGGGCUUGGACAAACCCCACUGCCUUGUUGCGAAUCCACUGGAAGGGAAGCUGUACUGGACAGAUGGUGACAACAUCAGCAUGUCUAAUAUGGAUGGCACAGAGCGGCAAGUCCUCUUUACUGGGCAGAAGGGACCAGUUGGCUUAUCAAUUGAUUAUCUUGAGAAAAAACUCUACUGGAUCAGUUCUGGGGCUGGAACCAUCAACAGAUGUAACCUCAAUGGAAAAGGACUUGAAGUUCUUCUUACUAUGAAAACUUACCUUGGAAAGGCAACCGCACUGGCUAUCAUGGGUGACAAACUUUGGUGGGCAGACCAUGCUUCUGACAAAAUGGGAACGUGCAAUAAGAAGGAUGGAUCGGACCCCAGAGUCUUGCGUCAAAACACCAACCAAGUCAUGCAUAUGAAGAUUUACGAUGAGGAGAUACAGAAAGGAACCAACAACUGCUCAGUAAAUAAUGGAGAUUGUUCCCAGCUGUGCCUUCCUACCUCCUCCACCACAAGAUCAUGUAUGUGCACCGCCGGUUACAGCCUGAAGUCUGGGCAGCAGACAUGUGAGGGUGUUGGCUCCUUCUUGCUGUACUCGGUACAUGAAGGCAUACGAGGCAUUCCUUUGGACCCAACAGAUAAAUCUGAUGCUCUGGUUCCGGUCUCUGGUACAUCACUGGCUGUCGGGAUGGACUUCCAUGCAGAAAAUGAUACAAUCUACUGGGUGGACAUGGGACUCAGCACCAUCAGCAGAGCCAAGAGAGACCAGACCUGGCGAGAGGACGUGGUUACCAAUGGCAUUGGCAGAGUGGAGGGGAUUGCUGUAGACUGGAUAGCAGGCAACAUCUACUGGACAGAUCAAGGCUUUGAUGUCAUUGAGGUGGCACGUCUAAAUGGCUCUUUCCGCUAUGUUGUCAUAUCUAAAGGACUGGACAAGCCCCGGGCCAUUACUGUUCAUCCAGAGAAAGGGUAUCUGUUUUGGACAGAAUGGGGUCAGUUCCCACGCAUUGAACGGUCAUACCUAGAUGGAAGUGGAAGAACUGUCCUGGUAGAUGUCAGCAUAAGCUGGCCCAAUGGAGUCUCAAUAGAUUACGAGGAAGGAAAGCUGUACUGGUGUGAUGCUCGCACUGAUAAAAUUGAGAGAAUCGAUUUAGAAACUGGGAAGAACAGAGAGGUUGUGCUGUCCAACAAUAACAUGGACAUGUUCUCGGUGUCUGUCUUUGAAGAUUACAUCUAUUGGAGUGACAGGACUCAUGCUAAUGGCUCCAUCAAGAGGGGACACAAAGACAAUGCUACUGAAUCUGUAUCUUUAAGAACUGGAAUUGGAGUACAGCUUAAAGACAUCAAGGUGUUCAACAAAAACCGACAAAGGGGAACCAAUGUGUGUGCUGAAAACAAUGGUGGCUGCCAACAGUUGUGCUUGUACCGAGGUGGACGCCAGCGCACUUGCGCCUGCGCCCAUGGCAUGCUUGCAGAAAAUGGCCUAAACUGCAGAGAGUACGAUGGUUACCUCUUGUAUUCAGAACGUACUAUUCUAAAAAGCAUACAUUUAUCAGAUGAAAGUAGCCUUAAUGCUCCAGUUAAGCCAUUUGAAGAUCAUGAUCACAUGAAGAAUGUCAUUGCCCUUGCAUUUGACUAUCGAGAAAGUGACAAAGGAGGCACACGGAUCUUCUACAGUGAUAUCCAUUUUGGGAACAUCCAGCAGAUCAGCAAUGAUGGCACAGGACGCAAGACCGUAGUGGAGAAUGUGGGUUCUGUGGAAGGGCUGGCAUACCAUCGUGGCUGGGACACCCUGUAUUGGACCAGUUACACCACUUCUACCAUUACUCGUCACACUGUGGAUCAAAGCCGUUUUGGGGCUUUUGAGAGGGAGACUGUAGUGACCAUGUCUGGAGAUGAUCAUCCUCGUGCCUUUGUCCUGGACGAAUGUCAAAACUUUAUGUUCUGGACCAACUGGAAUGAGCAGCACCCCAGUAUUAUGAGGGCUACACUUGCUGGCAGCAAUGUACUUAUAAUCAUUGACCGUGACAUCCGCACCCCUAAUGGACUGGCCAUUGACCACAGGGCAGAGAAGCUCUACUUCUCAGAUGCCACCCUGGACAAGAUUGAGCGCUGUGAAUACGAUGGAACCAAUAGACAUUGGAUAUUAAAGUCUGAUCCAGUCCACCCCUUUGGCCUCGCUGUAUACGGUGACUACAUCUUUUGGACAGAUUGGGUCCGACGAGCAGUUCAACGUGCAAAUAAAUAUGAUGGCUCAGACCUGAAGCUCCUCCGAGGGGACAUCCCUCAGCAGCCCAUGGGCAUCAUUGCUGUGGCGAAUGAUACUAACAGCUGUGAGUUAUCUCCUUGCAGCAACAACAGUAUAUGUCAAGACCUGUGCCUUCUCACUGCAGAUGGGAGGGUAAACUGCUCCUGUAGAGGAGAUAGGAUUCUACAGGAGGAUUUCACAUGUAAAGCCCAGAACUCCACCUGCAACCCUCAUGAUGAGUUUGAGUGUGGCAAUGGUGACUGCAUAAACUACAGCCUGACCUGUGACACUGUGGCGCACUGCAAAGACAAAGCAGAUGAAAAGCACUCCUACUGUGCUAAUCGCGUGUGUAAGAAGGGUUUCCGCCACUGCGUGAAUGGACGCUGCAUCUCCACCGCCAACUGGUGUAAUGGUCUGGAUGACUGUGGCGACAACUCAGAUGAGAUAGCUUGUAACAAGACCUCAUGUGCCCCAGAAGAGUUCCGCUGUCGGGAUGGAAGCUGUAUUGGGAACUCAAGUCGCUGUAACCAGCUUAUUGACUGUGAUGAUGCCUCUGAUGAAAUGAACUGCAACAUCACUGACUGCAGCAGUUACUUUAAAUUGGGAGUCAAAGGAGGAACAUUCCAAAGGUGUGAGAGGACCUCUCUUUGCUAUAUCCCCAGCUGGGUCUGUGAUGGGUCAAAUGAUUGUGGAGAUUUCACCGAUGAGAUGAAUUGCCCAGGUAUUCGCAAGCCACGGUGUCCAGUGAAUUAUUUUGCCUGUCCAAGCGGACGCUGCAUUCCUAUGAGCUGGACGUGUGAUAAGGAGAAUGACUGUGAGAAUGGAGAGGAUGAAACACAUUGCGACAAGUUUUGCACUUCCAUGCAGUUCGAGUGCAAUAACCAUCGUUGUAUCUCCAAACAUUGGGUGUGCGAUGGAUCCGAUGACUGUGGGGACAAAUCUGAUGAGGACAUCCAUUGCCAAUCUGCCACGUGUAGCCCUGAAGCCUUCCAGUGCCCCAGUACCCACGUGUGUGUACCCCGUCGCUGGCUGUGUGAUGGAGAUAAAGACUGUCAAGACGGGGCAGAUGAAAGUGUCCAUGCUGGCUGUGUUUUCAACAAUACCUGUGACUCUAAAGAAUUCAUGUGUCAGAACCAGCAGUGUAUCCCCAAGCAGUUUGUGUGCGACCAUGAUGCCGACUGCAGUGAUGGAUCAGAUGAGUCUCCCGAGUGUGAAUACCCUACCUGUGGUCCGGAGGAGUUCCGCUGUGCCAACGGCCGAUGCUUACUAAACAAACAGUGGGAAUGUGAUGGUGAAUUUGACUGCCAUGAUAAGUCGGAUGAGGCCCCCAAAAAUCCACGUUGUACUAGCACUGAGGGCAAAUGCAAUGACACAUUCUACCUGUGUAAAAAUGGCAAGUGUAUUCCUGAGCAUCUGAUGUGCGACAACAACAAUGACUGCGGGGACGGCUCUGAUGAGCUCAACUGCUUCAUCAAUGAGUGUCAGAACAAGAGAUUGAGCGGCUGCAGCCAGGAGUGUGAGGACCUUAAGAUUGGCUACAAGUGCAGAUGCCGUCCUGGUUUUUGGCUGAAGGAUGAUGGUAAAACCUGUGUUGACAUAGAUGAGUGCACCACCACUUACCCUUGUAGCCAGAGAUGUAUGAACACCAUUGGAAGUUUCCGCUGUAUGUGUAUCGAGGGCUACGAAAUGCGUGCAAAUGACAGUACAAGCUGCAAAGUGGCCAGUUCCAUUGAGUUGGAAGAGCCAUUCUUAAUUUUUGCAAACCGAUACUACUUGAGGAAACUGAGUCUGGGAGGCAACAAUUACACUCUACUGAAGCAGCACGAAGGCUCAGGGGGCCUGAACAAUGCUGUGGCGUUAGACUUUGACUACCGAGAACAGAUGAUUUACUGGACCGAUGUCACCACCCAGGGCAGCAUGAUACGUCGCAUGCACAUCAACGGGAGCAACGUCCAGGUUCUUCAUCGUACAGGGCUUAGUAACCCUGAUGGACUGGCUGUGGACUGGGUUGGAGGAAAUCUGUAUUGGUGUGACAAAGGAAGAGACACCAUUGAGGUCUCCAAGCUUAAUGGUGCUUAUCGUACAGUGCUGGUUAACUCCGGUCUGAGAGAGCCUCGUGCUUUAGUGGUAGAUGUAAAACACGGCUAUCUAUAUUGGACAGACUGGGGAGAUAAUUCUUUGAUUGGGAAGAUUGGUAUGGAUGGCACCAACCGCAGCGUUAUUGUGGACAGCAAAAUAACCUGGCCCAAUGGUCUGACGCUGGAUUAUGUCAAUAGCAGAAUUUACUGGGCUGAUGCCAGAGAGGAUUACAUUCAGUUUGCUAAUCUUGAUGGAACCCAGAGACACACAGUGCUUAGUCAAGAUAUCCCUCACAUCUUUGCUCUGACCCUCUUUGAGGACUAUAUAUAUUGGACUGACUGGGAAACUAAAUCUAUAAACCGAGCGCACAAAACCACUGGAGCCAACAAGACCAUGCUCAUCAGCACGCUUCACCGCCCCAUGGACAUCCACAUCUAUCAUCUAUAUCGGCAGCCUGACGUUCCUAAUCAUCCCUGCAAAUUUAACAAUGGAGGUUGCAGUAACCUGUGUCUUCUCUCACCCGCCGGAGGUUAUAAAUGUGCUUGUCCCUCUAACUUCUACCUUGGAGCAGAUGGCAAAAACUGUGUGUCCAACUGUACCGCAAGUCAGUUUGUCUGCAAAAAUGACAAAUGCAUCCCAUUCUGGUGGAAGUGUGACACAGAGGAUGACUGUGGAGAUCGGUCUGAUGAGCCUUCAGAUUGCCCUGACUUCAAGUGUCGCCCAGGGCAGUUCCAGUGUUCCACAGGAAUAUGUACCAAUCCUGCAUUCAUCUGUGACGGGGACAAUGACUGCCAGGACAACUCGGAUGAACUCAACUGCGAUGUCCAUGUGUGCCUGCCAAGUCAGUUCAAGUGUACCAACACAAAUCGCUGCAUUCCUGGCAUCUUCCGCUGCAAUGGGCAAGAUAACUGUGGUGAUGGAGAAGAUGAAAAGGAUUGUCCUGAAGUUACCUGUGCACCCAAUCAGUUCCAAUGUGCCAUUAACAAGCGAUGUAUCCCACGAGUCUGGGUGUGCGACAGAGACAACGACUGUGUGGACGCAUCCGAUGAACCCCAUAACUGCACUCAGAUGACUUGUGGGGUGGAUGAGUUCCGGUGUAAGGACUCUGGACGGUGCAUCCCUGCCCGCUGGAAAUGUGAUGGAGAAGACGACUGUGGGGAUAGUUCAGAUGAACCCAAGGAAGAAUGCGAUGAGAGAACAUGUGAACCCUAUCAGUUCCGCUGUAAGAAUAACCGCUGUGUCCCCGGUCGCUGGCAGUGUGACUAUGACAACGACUGUGGAGAUAACUCAGAUGAAGAGACUUGCACUCCAAGGCCGUGUUCAGAAAGUGAAUUUUCUUGUGCCAAUGGACGUUGUAUUGCUGGGCGCUGGAAGUGUGAUGGAGAUCAUGACUGUAUUGACGGAUCAGAUGAGAAAGGUUGUUCGCUGCGGUGUGAGCCAGACCAAUUCCCGUGCACAAAUGGCCACUGCAUACCACACCGCUGGCUAUGCGAUGCCGAUGCUGACUGUAUGGAUGGAAGUGAUGAAGUGAACUGUACUACUAGAGUAGUCCGAACCUGCCCCUUGGAUGAGUUCCAGUGUAACAACACUCUGUGCAAACCUUUGGCUUGGAAAUGUGAUGGAGAGGACGAUUGUGGGGACAACUCUGAUGAGAAACCAGAAGAAUGCUUAAAAUUCAGUUGUCCUCCGUUCAGACAGUUCCGCUGUAGGAAUGACCGUGUCUGUCUGAGCGUGUCCCGUGUCUGUGAUGGAAUUGAUAACUGUGGAGAUGGCACGGAUGAAGAGAACUGUGACCUGCAUAAGCCUAAGACUUGUGACCUGGAUAAGCAAGAGUUCCAGUGUAAGAACAGCAAGUGCAUCAGCUCCAACCUGCUGUGUGACCUCUUUGAUGACUGUGGAGAUGGUUCGGAUGAAGAAAACUGUCCCCAUAAUGUUAAACACUAUGGCUGCUAUAGCAAUAGCACCAUCUGUGGAGAGGAGAUGAAAUGCAUCCAGACACAGACCAGUGUAUACUGCACAUGUAAAGAUGGAUUCCAGAAGAUCCCAGGCAGCAAUGCAUGCAGAGAUGUGAACGAGUGUCUGGCAUUUGGUACAUGUUCACAGAUCUGUAACAACACCAAGGGCUCUCACUUGUGCACUUGUGCAAAGAAUUUCAUCAAGUCAAAUCACACCUGUAAGGCAGAUGGGGCUAACCAAGUCCUUUAUAUUGCUGAUGACAAUGAGAUCAGAAGCCUCUACCCAUUCAAUCCCAAUUCUGCCUAUGAGCAGGCCUUCAGAGGGGAUGAAAAUGUGCGCAUAGAUGCCAUGGAUGUGUAUGUGAAGGGCAAUAAGAUCUACUGGAGCAACUGGCACACUGGGAAGAUCUCUUAUAGAGAGCUUCAUACUCCUUCUUCAUCGACAAAUUCCAACCGCAACAGGCGGCAGAUUGAUGUGGGGGUGACUGACCUGGAUAUCCCAGGCCUAAAGAUGCCCAGAGGAAUUGCUGUUGACUGGGUAGCAGGAAACAUUUACUGGACUGAUUCAGGUCGUGAUGUCAUAGAGGUGGCUCAGAUGAAGGGAGAACACAGGAAAACGUUAAUCUCUGGAAUGAUUGAUGAACCCCAUGCCAUAGUGGUGGAUCCAUUAAGAGGAACGAUGUAUUGGUCUGACUGGGGAAACCACCCAAAAAUCGAAACUGCAGCUAUGGAUGGUACAAUGAGGGAAACUCUGGUAGAGGAGAACAUCCAGUGGCCCACAGGCCUAGCUGUGGAUUACUACAAUGAGCGCCUUUAUUGGGCUGAUGCCAAGUUAUCCAUCAUCAGCAGUAUCCGUCUCAAUGGAACAGAUCCUGUGGUUGUGAUCAGUAACAAGAAAGGUCUCACUCAUCCAUUCAGCAUUGAUAUAUUUGAAGAUUACAUAUAUGGCGUUACGUACAUUAACAACCUCAUUUUCCGAGUGCACAAGUUUGGACACGGCCCGGUGACUAAUCUAACUUGGGGAAUUAACCACGUCACUGAUGUUGUUCUUCAUCACCAGUAUAAACAGCCUGAUGUGACCAAUCCAUGUGACCGGAAGAAGUGUGAGUGGCUGUGUCUGCUGAGUCCCAGUGGCCCAGUCUGUACAUGUCCAAAUGGAAGAAGACUGGACAAUGGAACAUGUGUGCCUAUUCCAUCUCCCACUCAGUCUCCUGAUGAAUCCAUUCCAGAUACUUGUAAUGUAGAGUGUUUGAAUGGAGGACAAUGCUUCCUGAAUGCCAGAAAACAAGCCAAGUGCCGCUGCUCACCAAGUUAUCACGGAGAGAGGUGUGAAAUUGACCAAUGUAAAGAUUACUGCAAGAACGGAGGAAAUUGUGCCCCAUCACGCACAGGUUUACCAACAUGCCGCUGCUCUACUGGGUUCACUGGUCCCACCUGCGAAGAGCAAGUAUGCACUCGAGACUACUGUCAACACAACGCCACUUGUUCUGUCAACAUGGGCAACCAACCGAACUGCCGCUGUCUUCCUGACUUCAUCGGAGACAAGUGUCAAUACCGAAAAUGUUCUGGCUAUUGCGAGAAUAAUGGAAUAUGCCAGGUCAGCGAUAAUGGGACUAAGCAGUGCCGCUGUACGCCUCUGUUUGAAGGCAGUCGCUGUGAGAAAAACCGAUGUGCAAGAUGCAGAGACGGCAAAUGCACUUUGAACAAUGCCGAUGUUGUUUGCACGUGCAAGGAUGGACGGAUGGCAAAGUCUUGUAUGACAUGUGAAAAUUACUGUAAGAAUGGAGGGACGUGUACAAUCAACCGGUUAACAGAGAUGCCAGAAUGCCAAUGCACAUCAGAGAUGACUGGUCCAACAUGUGAAAUGGUUAUAGGGCAAAGUCAGCCAAGCUCUCAAACGGCCUCCAUUAUUAUUCCAAUUGUGUUGAUACUGCUGCUUGUUAUACUUGGAGUUGGAAUAUUCCUGUGGUAUAGGCAUCGAAUGAGCGGGGCUAAAGGUUUCCAGCAUCAGCGAAUGACCAAUGGAGCCAUGAAUGUAGAAAUUGGUAAUCCAACCUACAAAAUGUAUGAAGGAGAGCCAGAUGAUGAUGUAGGGGAACUACUGGAUGCCGACUUUACUUUAGAUCCAGAUAAGCCUACAAAUUUCACUAACCCAGUCUAUGCUACUUUGUACAUGGGGGCUCACAAUAGCAGAAAUUCUCUAGCAAGCACGGAUGAGAAGCGAGAGUUGCUGUCCCGUGGAGGCGAGGACGACUUUUCAGACCCUUUGGCAUAGGGUGGAAAUUUUAGUAAAAGGAGAAAAAAAAAAUAGUUAAAAAAAAACUUUUAAAAAUUAUGGAAAAAACACACACACAACCUAACGGUGUAUAAAGUGUAUAAAUGAAGGACUACUUUUAUAUUGAUCUCAGUAUUAUAAAUAUAUUUUUCCUUGCCAUUAUUUUCUGGAACCUGUCUGAAAUCCUUCACCUCCUUGCCCACAUGUGCUCGGGACCUGUCUGUAACAGGACUCUGCAAUAAACACUAGUGGCUCGCAGAUCUUGUCAAGCAGAUAGGAGAGUUGAAGAGAGAGAAGCAAUGAAAGAUGCUAAAGAAAGGCAGCUCGUCUUAAGGAAAGGAAUCAUCCACACAAGAAAGGGGGUGCUUUUAUUAUUUCAAGGGCUGGCCUUUUUAACCAAGACUGUUACAUUAUUUUACCCACUUCAUAAGUUGCCAGCAUGGUACAAAGUAACCGGAGUGAAACGUGUCAAAUGAGCUCUUCUCAUUCUCUUUCAGCUACUUUUUUUUUUCUCUUUUACUUACUUCAAGUUUUACCUACAGCAUACCGUACAUUAAUAUUUUUAAAUAGUUUUUAUUUUUUUAACGAUUU
This is a messenger RNA of Hyla sarda, 14548 nucleotides long. RefSeq names its product LDL receptor related protein 1 (gene LRP1). The record is from RefSeq and is a predicted model, not a curated record. Lineage: Eukaryota; Metazoa; Chordata; Amphibia; Anura; Hylidae. Gene Ontology annotation, molecular function: protein binding; calcium ion binding. Bases 308 to 13957 code for a protein of 4549 amino acids. The transcript is spliced from 90 exons.